Molecule: messenger RNA, 200 nt
Organism: Amoebophrya sp. A25
Lineage: Eukaryota; Dinophyceae; Syndiniales; Amoebophryaceae
Source: the annotation of a GenBank genome assembly
AUUUCAUAUUCCCUCGCGAAUAAAUCUGGUGCGCUCGCACGUGCUUGGCAGGGUUAUAAGGCUCUCGCACAUCACAACCCGUUAUGCAAGAAGUUUGUGCCUUCAUUCGACAAUGUUUAUGACUGCAUUGUCACCGCCACAAACAAUUUCAACAGGCUCCUUCGUGGAGCAAAUCAGGAUAUGAGUAUUGUCAGUUUCAC